CUGAGAUGAUAGGUAGUUAUUUUUAAUUUUUUCUUUUAUUCGCUUGUUGAUUGUCGGCGCAGUAAAUUGUGUUGAUGAAUUCGGACUUGAGGUGAUAAAUCUUUUUAUUUUUCUUGGUUCGUUUUGGUUAGAAACAGUGAUCUCUUUAAUCGUUUAAUGGUUACAUUUAAAGUCAAAAUAUCGUGUAACAGUAAAUUGUGCAUGUUUAAUUGAAAGUGUGUCCUCAAAAAAUUAACACGGUAAUUUCUUGUGUAUAAAAAAAUAAGUGUAGCAUAUUGAUUCAAAACUUACUAUGUUGAAUUUUGUGUUAACGUGGGGUACCAAAUGUAAAACUCCCACCCUCCUAAAUUGUUGAGUGGGGUCUCCCGCCUGGCGGGUAAGGUAGGGGCAAUUUGAACGCACAAAGGGUGGCCUCCCCUAUCGAAAGGGGAGCAGGCCUAAGGCAACGGCUAUUGGAAGGGAUUACUAUUUCGGGACUAGGUUUUGUGCUCGAUUCACAAGUGAUACUGUGUAAUUGAAAUUCUGUGCAAGCAAAUAAAAAUGGAUGUUGAAACUGAAGAUCCCGGUGUAAUGGAUUGGAUGAUAAAAAGGAGCAUGUUAUCACGAAGCAAGUUAGCUAAAAUCUCUCAUGAUGAAUAUGGCAACACACAGUACACCUGUAUUGAAUGUGGGGAACUAUUUGAAGUAAAAGAGGAGUGUGAACUUCAUUUGUGUACCCACUUUAAAGAGUUUCGCUUUUUGUGUGGUGUCUGUGGGACUGGGUUAAAACGUAAAGAACAUUUAGACAGGCACAUGCAAGGUCACAUGGAGGUGCGGCCACAUAUUUGUGAGGAGUGUGGCAAAGCCUUCAAGAGGAAAGAGCAUCUCAACAUUCACAAGUCCAUACAUAAAGGUGAAAAAGCACUUCAGUGUAGCUUGUGUAGUAAAUCUUUCUACCGCAAAGAUCAUCUACAGAAACACAUACAGACACACAAUAAACACUUUCUGGAACAGAACAUUAUACCGAUGAGUGACCAGGAGCUCAUAGAGAGCCAGGAAGGGGAAGUGGAGUACGAGGAUGUGAAGCCGAUUAUUACAAAUGUGUUUGGGAAUGUGAUUGAGGCUGAUAUAUCUGCUGAGUCCGAAGAUUAUUCAAACAACGGUUCACUGGUCGACCAGUCGUCGGACUUGUUGACGGACCAGUCGCAAGACACGUUCACCGACCAGACGCCCGAACUGUUCAUAGAAAGGCCGAUUGGAGAGGCGGUGAACAAGGAACGGCCGUUCGCGUGCGCGACCUGCGGCAAGUGUUACAAGAGGAAAGACCAUCUGAAGAUACACAGCUGGACGCAUAUGAAGAAGGAGGUGGUGUGCAACCGCUGCGGGAAAGAAUUUCACACGGAAGACCAGAUGCUGGUCCACGUCAACCUGGUGCACCUGAAGCUUCACGAGAUGGGACCACAGCAAGGCCUCAACCAGCUGAGAAGUCUACUUGGGGACCAGAUCGACGUUGAAGUUCUGAACGACAGGUCAAGUUUGACGAUGACACGCGAGUCGAAGAAAAGCGAGAGGACGCACGAGUGCCACAUCUGCCACCGCAAGUUCAAACGGAAACAGCACCUGAAGGUCCACGCCAACGUCCACCUGAAGAAGAAGCCCACUGUCUUCUGCAGCUCCUGCAAUGAAGGUUUUGUAUCGCGCGAGCAAUACGAGAGUCACUCGUGCCAAGUGGAGAUGAUACUGGGCGAUCGUGAUUUCGGGCCGCACCACGAGUCGCCGACCUCUGAUGAUAUCAAGAAGGAGAACUUCCCUGAGGAUUUGCUGGAGGUAGUGAUGGAGGAAGCAUGCCUCCCGAGCCCGCAGCGUGUGUUCGUGUGCAAGUUCUGCUCGAAGCCGUUCCGCCGCAAGGACCACUACAAGAUACACCUGCACAUCCACACCGGGCUCAAGUCGUUCUUCUGUCCAAAUUGCGGGAAAGGUUUCUAUCGCAAGGAUCACCUUCACAAACACAUGUUGGUGCACGCCAAGAGUCGUCUGAAGAACCAGAAGGAGAGAGAGAUACGGCCCAAGAAGCAGAUCCCUGGCCUGCUGCCGAUACAGGCGAUGCAUAAGAAGGAGAUUAAACCCGAGAUAACCAUACAUGCGCCGAGUAAUACUAAGCUGCGAGUCCCCCUCCAGAUUAAGGUUCCGUAUCAGAUGGUUAUGUCACUGGACAACGGGGAGCAGAGAGCGGUCACCGUGGACCCCAGCGACGAGAUGAUAUUGCCCUAGGGCGACCGCCUUACUUUUGUGCUGACCUUACUUACGUACUAAAGCUACCGAUGUAUUAAAAAAGUGACUGACGAAAGUACAGUUGGCGUAAUACGUCAGUAUGUAUUUGGGUUACUUGCAUACUAAACUUACCGAUGUAUUCUGGUUACAUACGAACUAAC
Messenger RNA from Leptidea sinapis, 2411 nucleotides. RefSeq names its product zinc finger protein 84-like. The record is from RefSeq and is a predicted model, not a curated record. Lineage: Eukaryota; Metazoa; Arthropoda; Insecta; Lepidoptera; Pieridae. Gene Ontology annotation, biological process: regulation of DNA-templated transcription. The transcript has 11 exons. Gene Ontology annotation, molecular function: RNA polymerase II cis-regulatory region sequence-specific DNA binding; DNA-binding transcription factor activity, RNA polymerase II-specific. The coding region runs from base 541 to 2250 and encodes 569 amino acids.